CGGGAAUUAAAAACAUGGAUGUUCCAGAGCACGUUUGAAUGAACAGGCCCAAUACAGCUGGCAUUAGAAUGCUUCUCUCUGUUUUAAGGGCAUACGGCACUUUAUCACUCAUUUCCAUGACACAGCACUUUAUGAAACCUGUCCCCGCUGGUUGUUUUUAAUUCUAUGAUUUUAUUGCUUGGAUUUUAAUGUAUUUAUUAUUUAUUUUGUGAAUCGUUGGAAUGUUUUUGGUCAAAUGUCUUGUGUUGUUGUUUUCGGGCUUGUCCCUGUUGUAAGCCACCCCGGGUCCCUUUGGGGAGAUGGGGCGGGAUAUAAAAAUAAAGUUUAUUAUUAUUAUUUAUAUUAUAACAGAUUUCAUAUGCAAUAGGGUAACAGUGUAAAUCAAUGUUUCUCAACCAGGGGGUCGGGACCCCUGGGUAGGUCACGAAGGGGAUGUCAGAGGUGUUGUCAAAGACCAUCAGAAAUACAUAUUUCUGAUGGUCUUAGGAACCCCUUUGGCAGUCCUUGUGAAUGUGAUCAACAAAUUCUCUGGUUAAUUGGGGACCAUUUUAUUUAUUUAUUUAUUUAUUUUAUUAGACUUGUAUACCGCUACUCCCAGUUUGGCUCGGAGCGGUUUACAGAAAUAGAUUAAAACAAUACACUUAGCUUUAAAUAAACAAUAACAACAAUAAAAACAACAAUAAAAACAGACAUAGCCCCGAGUUUUUCACCCAUCGAAAGCUUGUUGGAAGAGCAAGGUUUUGCAGGCUUUCCGAAAGGCAAGUAGGUCUCGGAUAGUUCGAGUUUCAACUGGCAAGGCAUUCCAUAAAUGAGGGGCUACAAUCAAGAAGGCAUUCUUCCUAGUAGAAGACAAAUGAUAAGUCCGUAUGUUAGGGAUUUCAAGCAAAUUUUGGUCUUCGGACCGAAGUAAUCUCUGGGGUUGGUAGGGGGAUAAGCGGGCCCUCAGGUACGCCGGCCCUAAACCAUGUAAGGCCUUAAAGGUUAGUACCAGUAUCUUGAAAGUAAUCCGGUACUCAAUCGGUAGCCAGUGCAGCUGUUGUAGAAUUGGGGUGAUACGCCACCUCACCGGCACCCUGGCGAGAAGACGAGCUGCCGCAUUUUGCACCAGCUUCAGUUUCCGGAUCACUGACAUAGGAAGGCCAAUGUAGAGGGCGUUACAGUAGCCGAGCCUCAAGAUGACCGUCGCCUGGAUCACCGUAGCCAGGUCGUUCCUAGAUAGGUAGGGAGCCAGUCGCCUAGCCUGACGUAGAUGGAAAAACGCAGAUCUGCUCACAGCAGAGACCUGGGCCUCCAUCGUGAGCAGAGGGUCCAAUAAGACACCAAGACUUUUCACAGAAGAUGACGGAUGUAGUGUCUCGCCAUCCAGGGUAGGCAGCUGCAUCUCCCCCCCACCCGGACGGCCCAGCCAAAGGAUCUCCGUCUUCGCUGGAUUCACCCUCAACCUGCUGGCACGCAACCAUCCAGUAACGGCCUCAAGGCACUGAUGGAAACUAUUGGGUACGGAGUCCGACCGGCCCUCCAUCCUCAGAAUGAGCUGUGUGUCAUCAGCGUACUGGUGGCACUCAAGCCCAAAGCUCCGCACCAGUCGGGCAAGCGGUCGCAAAUAGAUGUUAAAUAAUAGAGGAGAGAGAAUAGCUCCCUGUGGGACCCCACAAGUUAGUGGAGACCUCUCGGAAACCAUCCCUCCCCUCACCACCCGCUGUCCCUGAUUCUGGAGGAAGGAGGACACCCAUUUAAGGGGUAUCUCCCUAACCCCCAUCAUGGCUAGGCGAUGGGUCAAUAGAUUGACCGUAUCAAAUGCUGCUGUGAGAUCCAAUAACACGAGCAGCGCUGAUCCGCCUUGAUCCCUUUGGCAGCGAAGCUGAUCUGUGAUGGCAACUAGCACAGUCUCCGUCCCGUGCCCCCUACGGAAGCCGGACUGGAAGGGAUCAAGUCCGGCUGUGCGAUUGAGGAACUGCUGCAACUGUUCCGCUGCUGCCCUCUCAACCACCUUGCCCAGAAACGGAAGAUUCGAGACUGGGUGAUAGCUAGAGGAAACCGAACGAUCUAAGUCUGGUUUCUUCAGCAGCGGAGAUACCAUCGCCUCUUUUAAACCCUCUGGAAAAACUCCUCAAGGGAGCUAUUUAUUAUAUUCAACAGAGGUUCACGUAAUCCCUCCAGGCAAGAUUUUACUAGCCAGGAGGGACGCGGAUCGAGGGAGCAGGUGGUCGGCCUAGUUGCAGUCAUCUGGUGGCACAAGCUAUACCUGGUACUACCCAGAUGACAGUCAGAAGCAUCAUCUUUAGCACAUAAUUUUAGUUCGAGCCACAACAUUGUCUCCUGUGCAAAAGCAAACUUUUGCCUUUAUUUUUCCUUCAUUUACAAUGUAAUGUCUUCCUGUCCUUGUUGCCUUUCUAUGAAUCUGCUGCAGUUUGCCAAUGUCCUUUCUAAAAUGGACUGAACUGAGCAGAACUGGGCAGGAAUCAUGUCUCCCACCCAAGGGUGCUGUUGGAGUGCAGAAGGAUCUGGAGGGCAGCAGGAUUCCCACUCAUCCUGGGGGUCUAUCCAUCUGUCUCCUCUAUACCGCCUUCUCUCAUGUACUGCUGCUAGGCUGAGUGCCUUGGCUCUGGCUGAAGUUACAUACCUUUGUGGUAUAGGUUUUGUAAGAAUGCAGUAUGUCAAGGAACUUUGUGGCCUAAUGUGCUCUCAGUGUCUCCAGGCGCCUUGCUUUAGAAACGUGGGGCAGGGAUCACGCUGCAGGGAAAGAGAGGAUCAGGAAAAUAUCUUUUUCCCGAGUUGGGAGAAAUCUACACAAGAAAAUGAAGUAUUUUUCUCCCAAGACUGAUCACUUGGGAUAGUCUGUCCAUACAGAUGGCCACUCAGGUUUUGAGUGGAGAUGUGAAGAAGCGGGAUCUAGGUAGGAAAUGCUUUGCAUCGUUAGCCCCUUUCCGUGUUGACCAUAUUAUUAGAGGCCUUCCUUUACCAAGGUUGGAUUAGACACAGGAUCUUAGGCCGCUAUCCCCUUUGCAGGGAUUGUUCUUUGUUGGGCAAGUGUUAAAGUGCUUCUCAGCAGGCAACGGGCUCUUACCAGUUGGGCCAGUCUUUCUCCCCUCUUCCCCUGUGAUUGCUACAGCACUAGGCUAUUGUUCUUCAUGUUCAAUGAGAUCUUUCUGUACUCUGCUCCUGAUAAGAUUUUCCUCUUAUUCAUCUCGCAGGUAACCUCUAAACGAACCUUAUGAAGAAAACAUUGCCCUUUGCCUUACGUCUGAAAGGAAAGUACGCAGGAUUAACAAGAACAAGAAAUAAAUUGGAGAAAUUAUAUUUCAAGCUACAUACCUUUGAAUGUAAGGAAAGGAAGGAUUGUGCUGUAAAAAGAGGGGUUGGUAAAGAGAAAAUAAGGCUACAGCAAUACAGAGACUGGGAAGAGGAAAUGUCCUAUUCAGGAGUCCAUAUCUGUGAACUUCAGGCAUAAUAUUAGAAUAAUAAAUGUUAAAAAAUGGAAACUUCAUUGUCAAAAUCACACACAGGGGAGAAGCGACAUAAUUGUAAGGACUGUGGGAAAUGUUUCAUUAGGAGAAGUUCUCUUGCUAAACAUCAACUAACUCACACAGGAGAGAAGCCAUAUAAAUGUGUGGAAUGUGGAAAGAGCUUCAGUCAGAGUGGAAAUCUACACACCCAUCAAAGGACUCACACAGGGGAGAAGCCACAUACAUGCAUGGAAUGUGGAAAGAGCUUCAGUCAGAGUGGACAUCUGCGUAUCCAUCAAAGGAUGCACACAGGAGAGAAGCCACAUAAAUGCAUGGAAUGUGGAAAGAGCUUCUGUCAGAGUGGAGAUCUGCGUAUCCAUCAAAGGAUACACACAGGAGAGAAGCCACAUACAUGCAUGGAAUGUGGAAAGAGCUUCAGUCAGAGUGGAGAUCUACGCACCCAUCAAAGGAUCCACACAGGGGAGAAGCCACAUAAAUGCAUGGAAUGUGGAAAGAGAUUCAGUAAGAGUGGACAUCUGCGUAUCCAUCAAAGGAUGCACACAGGAGAGAGGCCACAUACAUGCAUGGAAUGUGGAAAGAGCUUCAGUCAGAGUGGAGAUCUACGCACCCAUCAAAGGAUCCACACAGGGGAGAAGCCACAUAAAUGCAUGGAAUGUGGAAAGAGAUUCAGUAAGAGUGGAAAUCUACGCACCCAUCAAAGGAUCCACACAGGGGAGAAGCCACAUACAUGCAGGGAAUGUGGAAAGAGAUUCAGUGAGAGUGGACAUCUGCGUAUCCAUCAAAGGAUUCACACAGGAGAGAGGCCACAUACAUGCAUGGAAUGUGGAAAGAGCUUCAGUGAGAGUGGAAAUCUACGCACCCAUCAAAGGACUCACACAGGGGAGAAGCCACAUACAUGCAUGGAAUGUGGAAAGAGCUUCAGUAAGAGUGGACAUCUGCGUAUCCAUCAAAGGAUACACACAGGAGAGAAGCCACAUACAUGCAUGGAAUGUGGAAAGAGCUUCAGUCAGAGUGGAGAUCUACGCACCCAUCAAAGGAUCCACACAGGGGAGAAGCCACAUACAUGCAUGGAAUGUGGAAAGAGCUUCAGUAAGAGUGGACAUCUGCGUAUCCAUCAAAGGAUACACACAGGAGAGAAGCCACAUACAUGCAUGGAAUGUGGAAAGAGCUUCAGUCAGAGUGGAGAUCUACGCACCCAUCAAAGGAUCCACACAGGGGAGAAGCCACAUACAUGCAUGGAAUGUGGAAAGAGCUUCAGUAAGAGUGGACAUCUGCGUAUCCAUCAAAGGAUACACACAGGAGAGAAGCCACAUACAUGCAUGGAAUGUGGAAAGAGCUUCAGUCAGAGUGGACAUCUGCGUAUCCAUCAAAGGAUACACACAGGGGAGAAGCCACAUACAUGCAUGGAAUGUGGAAAGAGCUUCAGUCAGAGUGGAAAUCUACGCACCCAUCAAAGGACUCACACAGGGGAGAAGCCACAUACAUGCAUGGAAUGUGGAAAGAGCUUCAGUCAGAGUGGAGAUCUACGCACCCAUCAAAGGAUUCACACAGGAGAGAAGCCACAUAAAUGCAUGGAAUGUGGAAACAGCUUCAGUGAGAGUGGACAUCUGCGUAUCCAUCAAAGGACUCCCACAGGGGAGAAGCCACAUACAUGCAUGGAAUGUGGAAAGAGCUUCAGUCAGAGUGGAAAUCUACACACCCAUCAAAGGACUCACACAGGGGAGAAGCCACAUAAAUGCAUGGAAUGUGGAAAGAGCUUCAGUCAGAGUGGAAGUCUACGCACCCAUCAAAGGAUGCACACAGGAGAGAAGCCACAUACAUGCAUGGAAUGUGGAAAGAACUUCAGUAACAGUUCGAAUCUUCGUACCCAUCCAAAGAUUCACACAGGAGAGAAGCCACAUCAGUGUUUGGAAUGUGGGAAACAAUUUGAUUGGAAAAGUUCUCUUACUAGACAUGAAAGGACCCACACAGGGGAGAAGCCAUAUGAAUGUGUGGAAUGUGGAAAGAGCUUCAGUCAGAGUGACAGUCUACGUUCCCAUCAAAGGACCCACACAGGGGAGAAGCCAUAUAAAUGCAUAGAAUGUGGAAAGAGUUUCAGUCAGAGUGGACAUCUACGUUCCCAUCAAAGGACCCACACAGGGGAGAAGCCACAUAAAUGCAUGGAAUGUGGAGAAAGCUUCAGUCACAGUGGCAGUCUACGUUCCCAUCAAAAGACCCACACAGGGGAGAAGCCACAUAAAUGCGUAGAAUGCGGAAAGAGCUUCAGUCACAGUGGCAAUCUACGUUCCCAUCAAAGGACCCACACAGGGGAGAAGCCAUAUAAAUGCAUGGAAUGUGGAAAGAGUUUCAGUCAGAGUGGACAUCUACGUUCUCAUCAAAGGACCCACACAGGGGAGAAGCCACAUAAAUGCAUGAAAUGUGGAGAAAGCUUCAGUCACAGUGGCAGUCUACGUUCCCAUCAAAAGACCCACACAGGGGAGAAGCCACAUAAAUGCGUAGAAUGCGGAAAGAGCUUCAGUCACAGUGGCAAUCUACGUUCCCAUCAAAGGACCCACACAGGGGAGAAGCCAUAUAAAUGCAUAGAAUGUGGAAAGAGCUUCAGUCAGAGUGACAAGCUACGUUCCCAUCAAAGGACCCACACAGGGGAGAAGCCAUAUAAAUGCAUAGAAUGUGGAAAGAGCUUCAGUCAGAGUGACAGUCUACGUUCCCAUCAAAGGACCCACACAGGGGAGAAGCCAUAUAAAUGCAUAGAAUGUGGAAAGAGCUUCAGUCAGAGUGACAGUCUACGUUCCCAUCAAAGGACCCACACAGGGGAGAAGCCAUAUAAAUGCAUAGAAUGUGGAAAGAGCUUCAGUCAGAGUGGACAUCUACGUUCCCAUCAAAGGACCCACACAGGGGAGAAGCCACAUAAAUGCAUGAAAUGUGGAGAAAGCCUCAGUCAGAGUGACAGUCUACGUUCCCAUCAAAGGACCCACACAGAGGAGAAGUCACCUUAAUGCACGGAAUAGGAACAGAGCUUUAGAAAAAGUUCAGCAUACAGUAGACAUCACAGAACUCAUGUACCUCUAGAGGAGACGGGCCUUUGAGUUUCCGAAUCUAUAAAAACACAUUGGAAGGAAAGAGGAAGGCCAGCACCUUGCUCUCUCUCCACCAUGAAUCGGAGUUUGUGUGGCCUUGGUUGACGGCUACUGGGAGCAGGUGUCACUCAGAAUGGCAGCAAGCUUGGAAGGGGUUCACCUAACCUCCUCCGCAAAGAGACCCAUCGCAGGCUUCUAGGAUGAUGUGUGAAGGUUUGCUGAAAUGAGCAGCAGCAGAGAUCUCUGGAUUAAAGGGUUCUGAAAAAGAAUAGCUCUUUGGUUGCAGAUAACGUCGUAUCUUCAUACUCCUGCCUUAUUUCUUGGCUCUUCUGCAUUCAAUGGCAUCAAUUGUUUCCCAUGCAUGUGUACUGUAUGUACUGUGAUCUGUCCUGAGUCCCUUGGUUGAAAUUUUGGGUGCUAGCCCUGUACUUUUAACCCUUUUCUGGACUUUGUUGUAUCCUGAAUCAUUGACUCUAAAUUCUGGACUGACGUCUAGGUUUCGUAUAUGGACUUGGACUUUGUUUGUAUCCCUGACUUUCUGGCUUGACUUUGGGACUCUAAAUUCGGUUUGUACUCUUGAUUUCUUGGUUGUUGUUUUAUCAACUCAGCUGAAUGAACUCCUGGCAUGUGACUGUUGGGACUGUGACCUUGGUUCUUGUUAAUUUUCACUCCUGACCUGUAUCUGCAGUACUCAACUUGUCCGCAAUAAUUGGACUCUUGACCUGCACUUGUAUUCAUUGUUCCUUCAAAUGUGUUGCUCCAAUUAUUUUAGCUCAGUGGCUCCCAACCUUUUUUUAACUAGGGAUCAUUUGUCAAGGGACCACUCUCCAAAAUUAGUACCAGAAGGGUUAUAAAUCAGUUUUUGGUCAACUUUAGAUUUGGUUUGGUUAUUUGGAGUGAUGAUUCAGAAAAUUGCAUUGGAUAGACCACGUCAGCUCUCAUUCCUGAUAUGCCAUCCAGUUAGUCGUCAUCUGCUCGCCCACAGAAAACCAUAUUUAAUAAUCCUCAGGACUAUAAGAGGGUUUCGCAAGACCAGUCACUCUCAUUGUAAUGGUGUAGUAACUGUGAGGCUGUGAACCCUAUUUUAGUUCUUGCGGAUCACUGGUGGUCCAUGGACCCCAGGUUGGGAACCACUGUUUUAGCUGGACUGAAGACUUUAGUUUUCCUAUAAAAUAAUAUGGUCUUGGCUUGUCUUGUGUUUGUUUAAUAAACCUCAGACUUUAUACCGAGAGAGCCCUGGAACAUGAGACCAUCAGCCUUGCUUUGUGUGUACUUAUCCCUGUGUAGAGUGAAACCCUUUCUGGAUAUGAGACUGUUCAAUCCCCACCUUUGGCAAAGGGUCCAUUAGGACACACAGUAUCCUUCCCCAACUGCAGAGAAUGGAAGACAAAAAAUGACUACAACGACUGAUGAAGAUUCAUGAAUCCGUUGAGAUGGACAUAUUAACUACAUUCAUGAAGUAUAGAACCGCAUUGAAAGGAAAUAAGAGUAAAUAGAGAUACAAAUCAUAUAGUGAGUGAGUUUUGUAAAUUAGCGUUUGAUGUCAGUUAGUUUUGUUCUUAUUGUCCAAGGUGUGUGUCCUUGUUCCCUUUAUAUUUGUUAAAUAGUCCUUUUUUUAAAAAAAUGUACCAAAAUUAUUAUUUGUAUAAAAUAUUGUUUUUAAAUACCAAAAUUGUAAUUUGUGUAAACAUGCUUUGAUUUGUUUUUCUUCUUUAGUCUUUGAAUAAAUAUUGUUUUUUAAAAA
This is a messenger RNA of Anolis carolinensis (green anole), 8288 nucleotides long. RefSeq names its product zinc finger protein 721-like. Bases 3476 to 6463 code for a protein of 995 amino acids. Gene Ontology annotation, molecular function: RNA polymerase II cis-regulatory region sequence-specific DNA binding; DNA-binding transcription factor activity, RNA polymerase II-specific. Gene Ontology annotation, cellular component: nucleus. The record is from RefSeq and is a predicted model, not a curated record. Lineage: Eukaryota; Metazoa; Chordata; Lepidosauria; Squamata; Anolidae. Gene Ontology annotation, biological process: regulation of transcription by RNA polymerase II. The transcript has 2 exons.